AUGGGGCAACCAGUUGCGUCUUAUGAGAAGCUACCUGGAUACUUGUAUACCUUGGAUAAGACAUACCUUGGUUCACAUAUUCGAAUGAAGAAAACACCUGAGAACGAUUUUUUGUAUGUGUUUAUAGCGUUGCAUGCUUUUAUAAAGGGAUUUGAUCAUUGUAGGCCGAUUGUUGUUGUAGACACCAGCCACCUUAAAUCAACAUAUACUGGAGCAUUCGUAUCAGCCAGCACUUUGGAUGAAGCAAGGAAUAUAUUACCUUUGGCAUACGGAGUUAUUGAUUCAGAAAAUGAUGCUUCUUGGGCAUGGUUCUUUGAACAAUUCAAAGAAGCUUAUGCAAAUGAACAAUUAAGUGAAGUAUUCUACACUAUGGCAAAAGCGUAUACUCAAACUGAUUUUGAUAAGCUAAUGAAAAGAGUUGAGCAGUUUGAUGUAAGGGUGAAAAACUACUUGGAGUUGGUUGGAUAUAAGAAGUGGGCAAGGUUGUAUGCACCAGUUCCUCGGGGUUGGGUGAUGACAUCGAAUAUUGCAGAGUGCAUCAAUUCGACAUUGGUAGCAGCAAGAGAAUUACCAAUAUUUGACUUUCUUGAACAAGUGCGCUUGAUGUUUGCUAGAUGGAAUUGCACAAAUCGAAAAAAUGCAUCAUGUACUUUCACACUACUUGGGAAGAAGUUUCAGGAAAUGCUUGUGCUUAAUGAAUCAAAAUAUGGGCGUAUGACGGUUGUCCCGUCAACUGAUUACAUUUAUUCAGUAAGUGAUGAAGGGAAGAGUUAUAUUGUAUGCUUGGAAAAGAAGACUUGUAGUUGCAACAGGUUUCAAGUUGACGGAAUACCGUGCGCACAUGCGUGGAGGGUGUUGAACAAAAAACACAUGCUUCCAGAUGAAUAUUGUUCAGACUUUUACAAGCCAGAAACAAUAUUGAGAACAUAUGAAGUGCAUGUGUAUCCUCUCCCUGACAAAAGUGAAUGGAAUAUACCUGAACACAUUGAUACCGAAGUUGUGUUGCCACCAAAAUACAAGCGACCUCCAGGAAGGCCAAAGAAGCAACGGGAGAAGUCAUUUAGCGAGUUUAGCAAAAGGAAGGUACCAAUUCUUGUAGUACAUGUGGACAGCGUGGUCAUAAUAGGCGUUCAUGUCGAACUGCAACACGGAAUGCAUAGGAACUAA
This is a messenger RNA of Solanum verrucosum, 1167 nucleotides long. RefSeq lists its product as uncharacterized. The record is from RefSeq and is a predicted model, not a curated record. Gene Ontology annotation, molecular function: zinc ion binding. The coding region runs from base 1 to 1167 and encodes 388 amino acids. NCBI's taxonomy places the organism in Eukaryota, Viridiplantae, Streptophyta, Magnoliopsida, Solanales, Solanaceae. The transcript has 4 exons.